Molecule: messenger RNA, 3807 nt
Organism: Folsomia candida
Lineage: Eukaryota; Metazoa; Arthropoda; Collembola; Entomobryomorpha; Isotomidae
Product: nucleolysin TIA-1
Exons: 10
Coding region: 622-1731 (369 amino acids)
Molecular function (GO): mRNA binding
Source: RefSeq, a predicted model, not a curated record
CGUUCAGCCAUCCACUUGUUGUUCAGUGCUCGAUAGUUCUCCACUCUUUCUACCAAGCCAAUCAGCCCCACUCGGAGGAAACAACACCUUCUUCUGUCCAAGGCAGGCUCCUUUCCCACACACUGCUCAAGUUGGUCGAGGCGAGUGCAGAGCUCUGUUCCUCUCUUUCUCUCUCCCAGUUUCACUACACACACUUUCUCUCCGUCACUUUGUUGUCCCCAACCUCUGAACCUGUUGACACCGUGGUGAGCGUCGAAGGAACCAGGAAGAAUCUCACUUUCACCCUUUGAAGCAUCUCUCGUGUGACGACUUGCUCGCUUCAGUGACUCAUCAAAGGCGAAGGGAAAAUCUCAGUUAGUUGUCUGUUUGGGGUGAAUGAGACGAAUCUCUCCUCGAUCCUUGUCAACUCGAUUGUACUGAAAAGGUCCUCAUUUUUUGGACUUGGUUGGGCACACAGCGUGUCUCAAGAUCGCCAAGACGGACUCCGACCUCUUAUUCCCCUCUUCUGCCUUGAGUCCGCCCCAAUUCCAUGCCAAAGUGUAUCUCCCCGCAAAUUGUUGCUGUCCGUCCGGGCCCGCCGCUGGUCUGUUGACGUCUCCGCUUCUUCGACACCCCAGCGGCAUGUUGGCCACCAUGUCAGCACUCAUGCUCCCCACGACCGCGUCCGUCGCACACAUGGGCGCCACAGCCCCCUCUCAUAUGCCCCUGCUCGCCGUGGGUCCAAACACCAAACACGGCUUGGACGGCCUCAAGUCACCCUCCGGAUCUAAGUCAGAACAUUACCAUAUUUUUGUUGGGGACCUCAGCCCAGAGAUAGAAACCCAGGCGCUGCGUGACGCGUUCGCAAAUUUUGGAGAGAUAUCCGACUGUAGGGUGGUAAGGGAUCCGCAAACUCUGAAAAGUAAAGGAUACGGCUUCGUGUCGUUCGUCAAGAAGACGGAGGCUGAAUCCGCCAUCACCGCCAUGAACGGACAGUGGCUUGGGAACCGGAGCAUCCGAACCAACUGGGCGACGAGAAAGCCACCUCCACCAAAAGCUGAAGGAGGAAAUUCAAAGCAAUUAACGUUUGACGAGGUCUACAACCAGUCCAGCCCUACCAACUGCACCGUCUACUGUGGAGGAAUCACCAACGGCUUAUCUGAAGAGUUGAUGCAAAAAACAUUCGCUCCAUUCGGUCAGAUUCAAGAGAUCAGAGUGUUCAAGGAUAAAGGCUAUGCCUUCAUCAGAUUUGGUACCAAGGAGUCCGCCACUCACGCUAUUGUUGCCGUACACAACACCGAGAUAAACGGACAAACUGUGAAAUGUUCAUGGGGAAAGGAAGCUGGAGAUCCGGCCAAUGUAUCCAACCAAGUUUCAAACUUUGGGUACGGAUCCAUUGCUGCGGCUGGAGCGUCGCAAUAUCCAUACGCGUACGGCCAGCAGAUGGGGUACUGGUAUCCGCAGGGAUAUCCGGCUGCUGCACAAAUGCAAAAUCAGUUUCUGCAGGGAAUGCAAGGCUACUCCACGUAUGGAAACUUUGGCUACCAGCAAGGGGCUUACAUGGGAAACGUUGGCGGCAUGCAAGGCGUCACCUCUUGGGGCCAAGGCUUGGGCUGUGGGUCGGCCGCCACACCACAAAUGACAGGAGCUCAGAAUGCUGCAGCCACGGCAGCAGUCUUACAACAGCCGAACGCCGGUGGUCCAUUGAUGGCAGCUGCUGCGGCCUACCCCAUGCAGCAAUUUCAAGUAUGAAUAAAUUUCAAGAUGAAGACGUCACCACAUACAAAUCUCCUUUGUUCUCCUCACGACAAUCCUUAUGUCCUCGAUGAUGAUCGUGUACGUUCGCUGAGACAGCGAGUUGCUUCGCAGUCGUUUUCUAUUUGUUUUCCACACCAAAAUUUGUUGUGUGUAAAAAGAAAAAAAACUUUUCACCGUGAGAGACGAUGAUGAUGUCCUCGUCGCGUCUCUAGUUUUAUAUUUAUAUUUAUAAAAAACCAACAAAGGGUUGCUCAUUUCGAAAUUUGUGAUGAGUCAGUUUUCUAUGUAUUAAAAAAUGUCUACUAAAAAAAUACUUAUGUGUUUUAAUAACAAUAGAAUUUAGUUUUAAUUUAGUUAAUUGUCACCAGGAGUCAUUUUAAUGUGUUAGAAAAAUUUCAGUGGACGAAAUGUAAAAAAUCUGAAAAAUCCUAUGAACUAUUAAAUCUUUUCGUUUACAAUUUCCAAUUAUUUUUUAACACCUUCUUAUCCUGAUAUAGAAAAUGUUACACUCAUCUUCAGUUGUGCAGUUUCCGUUGAACGGCGAAGCUGACAAACACAAAAACGAUAUGGACUAUAGACUAUAGCAUGUGAAUGAUGGUUAUGUGUGAAUAAAAUGAGUCGUCGUCGUGAAAUGUAACCCUGUGUUGUCUGUAAAUUACCAGAAAUAGAAAUGGUGCCGGACGACAAGCGAUAAACUUUAGUAAACAUUAAUUAGAUUAAAUUACACGACUUAUUGGUUUACAACAAUUUCUGACUUUAUUGUCCAAAUUGAUUAUUAUUAGGUGUCAUCUUUUCGUAUUAUUGCACAUCAAGUUAGUUAUCAAUAAGUCAUGUUUGUCCCAUGCAUCCCCAUAGUAAGCAAUAUAUACAUAUUCUGAUAUAGUUUGCAAAUUUGAAUUUAAAUCGAAAUGAGCGAAUUGGCAAAAUGUAGUAUGUAGUACACAUAUUUGAUGAUAGUACCUGUAAAAAAACUUAGCAUCUUACUUAAAACUGUCUAAAAUUAAUUUAUGAUUUCAUUUUAUUUAUGGAUUUGACAACUUUUUUCCUGUUUCGACGCCAAAAACAUGUGAAAGACAGUCCACCACACAAUUAAUUUGAUUGAGGUUAAGACAAAAGAGUUAAAAUGAGGUGAAUCAAGUAAUUAAGAUAAAUCUAAUUGGUCCCUCCCGCAGAUUAUAUUAGAAUGUAUGUAUCCCCGUGAUUGUUUAUCGUCUAAAGAUAUAGAAAUGUAUGUAAACUGUUGCCUCUUGUGACCAUGAUAACGAUAUAUGAACCUGUUGUGCGGAAGAAUAAAUGGAGAAAUAAGUUGUUACAUAUAAUACAAAAUUGUGGAACAAGAACAGGAAAACUUGUGUCAGCAAAAACAUAAAUAUACAGCAGUCCUAUUAUUAUAAUAGGAGUACUAAAUAUGUCGAGAUGAAAAAAACCCGUAGGUUAUAAUCUAAGCAUCUUUUAAUCCAGAGUAUGUAUUAUUAAAAAAUAGAGAGAAAUUGCUACUUUAAGAUGGAAAGUUGUCGACAAAUUGGUCACAAUUCAAUACUGCAAUCAUACAUAAGAUCAGCCAGAAUGAAAUUAUUAUGUACUGGGGUGGGUGGAUGGUUCGAAGCAAAUCGGUUGUUCCCUGGUAUGCAAUCAAAAAUCAAAUAGGAUAAGUGCAUGUAUUUAUAUUAGUUAGAGGAUAAAAUGAGAAAUAAAUAAUUAUACUAAACUAAACGAAUAAGUGCUUAACAUUACACAUGUCCACAAAAAUAGUGGUGAAUGAUGAUAAGAUGUCUAUUUAAGUACUAAUCAUAAGUGGGUAAGACGCCUUCUUGAGCUAUAACUCAUAGCUGGAGAGAGCACCUAACAUUAUUGUAAUAAAUUAUUAAAAACUUGCUACCAAACAUGGGUGUAAACAUGUAAAAUCAAUUGUAAGGUAUGUACAGAUACGGUUACAGAUAAUUUAAACAAGUGCAGCUGAGAAUGGUUUUUAUGAAUAUAUUGAUGGCUGUAAGUGUGCAUUGAUAAAACGACUCGUUUAAGUCAAAUAUGAAAUAUGAAACGAGAAAUAAAUUUGUUGGAAAUAAAUGA